Messenger RNA from Prorocentrum cordatum, 1269 nucleotides. The record is from the annotation of a GenBank genome assembly. NCBI's taxonomy places the organism in Eukaryota, Dinophyceae, Prorocentrales, Prorocentraceae.
AUGGCCUCGGAGUCUGACGUCGCGAACAGGCUGGUCGGGCUGAUCGAGAGGCGCGUCAGGUUCAUCGAGGCGCAGGCCACCGCUGGCAUAGACCGCGAGAGCCUGUUGUCAGCUCAGUGCGGUGCGAUAGUCAGCGAGAUCAUGCAGGAGCACGUCAUGGAUGAGGACGCGGCCACAGCAAUCACCUCGGCCAUCACUCGAGGCCCGUGGUCCGACGGGCAGAAGCUUCAAUUAGCCAGCGCCUUGCAGGAAGCAGUGGCCAAACCUUUGAAGGGCAAGAAGUCUAAGCGCGACCAGCAACACUGCAUGUCGCUGGAGCGCUUCUUCACGGCUCCUGAUUGGCACCUGCUCCGCAAUCCCAACUUGGCAGAGGGGCCGAAAAUCCAUUGCAUCGCGCACCGCAUGUGGAGGCUGGGCAUCACGUGCCCAGCGGAGAGCACCCAGAAGCGGGCCGCUGCAAUCCUGCAGCUCGCGAUGCAUGCUGAUGCUACUCCGUCUAAGCAGGAGGAGUGGCAGAAAAAGAUCAAGGGCGAGGUUAAGACGCUGGACGAGGUGCGGUCGUACCCCCACUCCCACAUCAAGAGGUACGUGCAGGACCCGACCAUGCUGCCAGCGCAGGUCAUGCAGUUCGCCUACGAGGGGACUGAUGGCCCCGUGGAGUCCCAGGUUGAUUUCGAGCACAUGGAGCGGCUGGUGAGGCCGAUGCCGUCGCGCAAGAGCCACAAGGCAUCGGGUCGAGCUGUUGAUCAUCAGUUGAUGGCGGCGCGGCCCCAGCCCGCCGUUGGGCAAGUGCAGGACCCCCUGGGCGCCAUCUGGAUCGCCAUGCUGCGAAACCCGUCGCUCAUCAUGGAGGUGCAGCAGAUGAUCAACGACCUCGUGGGCACGAACCUCCAGCGCGACGUGAGUGGCAACCCCUUGCUCGGCACCAGGCCCAGGGGCGUUCGUACUGGUGAAUCGGCGAGCAGUGGUAGCCCUGUGAUGGGGUCGCCGCUGUAUGGCCAGGCGUCGGCGAUGCCCGCUGCUGCUGCUGGCCCUGUUCCGCUGGCUGAUGCCGCCGCCGCGCCUGAUGGCGCCGCGGACGGCAUGGACGAGGCGGCAGCGCUGGAGAAGGCGAUGGCCGAUGCAGCCGAGGCCGCUGGCCGUGGCAAGGCUGCUGGUGUCGGGCGCUGCCCCAAGCGCCCGAUGAAGCGCGCGGGCAAGACAGCUGCGGCCGCCGCCGAGGCCGAUGAUGAUGGCGAGGCGGAGGAGGAGGAUGACGCGGGCGCGCGC